Apus apus (common swift) is the source of this 670-nucleotide messenger RNA. RefSeq names its product retinol binding protein 5 (gene RBP5). Gene Ontology annotation, biological process: fatty acid transport. The transcript has 4 exons. Gene Ontology annotation, molecular function: fatty acid binding. The record is from RefSeq and is a predicted model, not a curated record. Gene Ontology annotation, cellular component: nucleus; cytosol. Bases 172 to 579 code for a protein of 135 amino acids. Lineage: Eukaryota; Metazoa; Chordata; Aves; Apodiformes; Apodidae.
CGGCGCGGAGACUCUUACUGCAGCAGGGAGCCCCGCAGCCGGGCUGCCCCGCAGACCUCGCCGCACCGCGGGGGAGACACAGGCGCGCCCGGCGAGCUCUCUUGGUCCCAGCACCUUGCCUGUCCCGCUCCGUGCACUCUGUCCUCCUCGCCGCCCACCCUCUGCCCCGGGAUGCCUCCCAACCUCACUGGCUAUUACCGCUUCGUCUCCCAGGAGAACAUGGACAAUUACCUGCGCGCUUUAGAUAUCAAUGUGGUCCUGCGAAAACUGGUUUGCCUCUUGAAGCCUGAUAAAGAGAUAGUCCACACGGGAGAUCACAUGGUCAUCCGCACAAUCACCUCCCUGCGCGACUAUGUUAUGGAUUUUGACCUGGGAGUCCAGUUUGAGGAAGAUCUGGGACCCGUGGAUGGGCGCAAGUGCCAGACCACUGUCUCCUGGGAGGGCGAUCAGCUGGUGUGUGAGCAGCUAGGGGAGAAGAGGAACCGAGGCUGGAGACACUGGCUGGAGGGAGACCAGCUGCAUCUGCGCAUGACCGCUGAAGAUGAGGUCUGUGUCCAGGUUUUCCAGAAAGUGAAGUGAGCACGCCCGCAGAGGGAUGCCCGGACGGGGCCCUCGCUCCCGAGUGCAAACUGCCUGGAAGUGAAAAAGAAACAAGACCCGAGCCAGCCGA